Messenger RNA from Arabis nemorensis, 1329 nucleotides. The record is from the annotation of a GenBank genome assembly. Lineage: Eukaryota; Viridiplantae; Streptophyta; Magnoliopsida; Brassicales; Brassicaceae.
AUGGCGAACGACGGUAAUGGCGGAAACGACACAGACCCAUUACUCCAAUACUUGAUUAGCCCUAGAACCAACCCACGACCGCCUCUACUUUCCUUACCGGAGCACAACGACGUCACUAUUCCGAUGCCGAUGACACCAUCGGAAUUCAAAAACCGAUUAAUCUUUGGUCCAUUUCCUCGUUCUCAACUAGACACAUCGCUUCUCAUCGACGUAAUUUCUCAGAACACUUCGCCGUCAUCUUCCGCUACAACUUCAUUCUCCGAUUCAUCAACCCUAGACGUUCUCCUUCCGCCUCCGGAACACAAUUUACCUGCCCGAAAACCCAAAUCGACCCACCAUGGAUACCACCGAUCUAAAACAGCUCCUGCUAUGGCUGCGAUCAACGAUCUAACUCACCCAAUGGAUCGCAAAACAGAGCAUUCAGAUUCCAAAUCCAUUGUAAGACGAGCUAUUGCUUUGCUUAUUGUGUAUCUCUCUUUAGGUGUGCUUAUCUAUUGGUUGAAUCGAGAUAGCUACGCAGUGAUUCAUACUCAUUCUGUUGUUGAUGGUUUAUACUUUUGUAUUGUAACAAUGUGUACAAUUGGGUAUGGAGAUAUCACGCCAAAUACCGUUGUUACGAAGCUGUUUUCGAUAUGUUUUGUGCUUGUUGGGUUUGGUUUUAUGGAUGUAUUGCUUAGUGGGAUGGUUCAGUAUGUUCUUGAUCUUCAAGAAAACUAUUUGUUAGAAGCUGCGAAGAACGAUAUUUUGGAUGAGCCGGAUAAAAAGAGAUCGUAUUUAAUCGAUGUUAAGAAAGGGAGGAUGAGGAUUAGGUUGAAAGUUGGAUUGGCAUUGGGUGUUGUGGUGUUGUGCCUUGGAUUUGGAGUUUUGAUUAUGCAUUUCAUUGAGAAAAUAGGGUGGUUGGAUUCGUUUUAUUUCUCGGUUAUGUCGGUUACUACAGUAGGGUAUGGUGAUCGGGCUUUUAAGACAUUGCCUGGUAGGCUUCUUGCUGCGAUUUGGUUGCUGUUUUCUACUUUAGCUGUUGCUCGAGCGUUUUUGUAUUUGGCUGAAGCAAGAGUGGAUAAGAGGAACAGAGAGCGAGCGAAGAGAGUGCUUGGUGAGAACAUGUCUAUCUCUCAGUUCUUUGCUGCGGAUAUUGACCACAAUGGCUGUGUGAGUAAAGCAGAGUUUGUGAUAUACAAACUAAAGAAAAUGGAGAAAAUAAAAGAUAAGGACAUUAACCCGAUCGCUAACCAGUUUGACAAGCUCGACCAAACCAAUAGCGGAAGGAUUACUCUUUUAGAUCUCUUGGAAACCAGCACCAACGAUUUAUACACUGCAACUUCUCUUUAG